GCGGGGCGCUGAGGAGGGAGCGAGAGGCAAGAUGGCGGCGCUGAGGCGCUGUUGGUGGAUGGCGCGGGGCGGUCGGGUCAGCAGUUGGUGUUCUGCUUCGUCGCACAGAGGACGAGCGCCGCUCGGCCCCCCGCCGGCCCCUGUCUGCGCGCUGGGCCGCUCGCUGCGGUGGGCAUCGUCCUCCUCCCAGCCGGGCCCGACGGAGAGCGACUCCAACGAGGGACAGGUCUACCUCAGCGAGAGCUGCGUGAAGAGGCUGCUGGAGAUUGCAGAAGGAUCAGAGUUUCUCAGGCUGCAGGUGGAAGGAGGUGGUUGCUCGGGGUUCCAGUACAAGUUUUCUUUGGACACGGUUAUAAAUCCUGAUGACAGGGUUUUUGAACAAGGCGGUGCUCGUGUAGUUGUGGAUGUGGACAGCCUGGCCUUUGUGAAAGGUUCCAUGGUAGACUUCAGCCAGGAGCUGAUUCGCAGCUCAUUCCAGGUGGUGAGCAAUCCUCAGGCAGAGAAGGGAUGCUCCUGUGGGACUUCCUUUUCUGUCAAAUUCUGAUUGGACUUCUUAUGGAUGAUUGCUGGCUGCAGAUGUUCCCUGGCAGUCUUCAGAGGGUUUUGUUUGAUCUUUUCCCUGUUGAUCCUUCUCAUCUAUUCCUAACCCUGUAACACAGCAGUUACAGAUGACACCAGCUGUAUGUGUCUGAACUGAGCCUGUUUCCAAGACUUUUUGGCCUUCCUCUCAGAAAUAUGAAGUAGCCAUAAUCACGCAAACAGAAGCAUCUUCAGUGCUUUGUGAAUCACCUGCUCAGUGGCGCAGACUCACCCUGCCUUCUCCAGAAUGUGGAACCGUUUGUCUCUACAAGAGAUGGCUGUAUAUAUGUGUGUGUUUAUUGAGAGUUCUUACUAAAAAAAAAAAAACAUAUGUAUUUGAGGUUGUUUGGUAUUACUCAUGCAUUUCUGGUGGGUGGAAUCUGGGUUCAUUCCAGCUAGGACUGUUUACCAAUUUUUUUUCAUCUGAAUUGGAUUUAUACCUACCAGUGUUGCUGGCUGUUCAAUGUUCUGUGGGCUUUUUUGGACACUUAGCUUUUUCAAGCUGGUCUCAGUCCCAGGAGCCCAUAGUAGUUUUGCUCUCAGUCCCUGGGAUGAAAGUUUUGACAUGUUCAAAGUAAGUGAAGCUCAAAGACUGAGGUAGGAGGAAUUAAUAGCUAUUUGUUUUAUUUUAGAAAAAAAAAAAAAAGUGGUGUGUGCAUAUGUAUAUAAAUAAAAUACACAGCCUUCUA
Molecule: messenger RNA, 1268 nt
Organism: Tympanuchus pallidicinctus (lesser prairie-chicken)
Lineage: Eukaryota; Metazoa; Chordata; Aves; Galliformes; Phasianidae
Gene: ISCA2
Product: iron-sulfur cluster assembly 2
Exons: 4
Coding region: 32-544 (170 amino acids)
Biological process (GO): iron-sulfur cluster assembly
Cellular component (GO): mitochondrion
Molecular function (GO): iron ion binding; 4 iron, 4 sulfur cluster binding; 2 iron, 2 sulfur cluster binding
Source: RefSeq, a predicted model, not a curated record